Loa loa (African eye worm) is the source of this 2917-nucleotide messenger RNA. RefSeq lists its product as hypothetical. Gene Ontology annotation, cellular component: cytoplasm. The coding region runs from base 53 to 2917 and encodes 954 amino acids. Gene Ontology annotation, molecular function: phosphatase regulator activity; protein kinase binding; enzyme inhibitor activity. The record is from RefSeq and is a predicted model, not a curated record. The transcript is spliced from 19 exons. NCBI's taxonomy places the organism in Eukaryota, Metazoa, Nematoda, Chromadorea, Rhabditida, Onchocercidae.
UGUUUCUGCUAUUUACACUAGAGUAUUGGUUGUUUCGAUAUAAAAAGAACGAAUGAACAGUGGAAUGGUGAGAGAGGAUUCGGAUUUCGGGUUGGAAACGUCCCACUUCGCUUUCCUUCAACAGAACAAGAAUAUUUUGGCCAAUAAUGUUCUCUGGAAGCGAAAAGAGCAACUGGUGAAAUGGGAAACUUCAGAAACGAAUCGUUUACCAUCGGUCCGAAAGCUUAGUCGUGAAUCGAAAGUCAGGUUUACUGAUGAAGACAUAUUUCUGAGUGCUUGUUUAAGUGGUGACUUGGAGGAAGUGCAGACAUUACUCAGUGAUGGUGCAAAUAUUAAUACUAGUACAGUUGACGGCCUUACAGCCUUACAUCAGGCAGUCAUAGAUGGGAAACCAAAAAUGGUGCAGUUUUUGGUGGAGCAUGGAGCUAACGUUAAUGCACAAGAUAAUGAAGGUUGGACUCCAUUACAUGCAGCAGCUUGCUGUGGAAAUGUUGAUUUAGUCGAGUAUCUGUGUGGGGAAGGUGCCGAUAUUUCUGUAACGAAUAGCGAUAAGGAAUUAGCUGUCGAUUUGGCAGAAGAAGAUGACUGUCGCUUGGCUUUAGAAGAGGAACAUCAACGACAAGGCAUAGAUCCUAAUGAAUGCCGAAAUAGAGAAUUAACAAUAAUGAGACGUGAUGCAGAGCAAUGGCUGAAAGAUGGUGAAAUGCAUGAUCAUCCGCAUUCUCGAACUGGUGCUACUGCGCUUCAUGUCGCAGCUGCAAAAGGGUAUAACGAUGUAAUAAGAUUGUUGCUUAAAGCUGGUGCCGACGUGAAUUGCCGUGAUCGUGAUGGCUGGACCCCGCUUCAUGCUGCUGCACAUUGGGCUGAGCAUGAGGCUGCUGCUAUUCUUAUUCAAAAUGGUGCUUCUUUCUCCGAGCUCACCAACAAUGGUGAAACAGUAUUAAAUGUUGCUGAUAAAGAUAUCGUUGAAUACUUAGAAGGAAUGCAAGAAAAGGAGCGAUUGAGACUAACUUCCAACAGUUCUGUUAGUGUAUUAGUACAUUCUAAUGCACCACUUAAAAGAGCUGGUUCGACUACUUCUGUUUUAAGAAUGUCUACGGAAGAAAAGACAAAGAAAACAAAACUGGACGAACGAGAUGAAAAAAAAGAGCUUAAGGAAGGUGAUUACUCGUUCAUUAUUGAGAAUAAUUCUCCUUCUCCAUCUGUAGAAGUUCGAUUGCCUUUCCCUGUGAAACAACAGCAGCCUGACACUUCUGAAUCUCUCUCAGAGGAAGAGAGGUUAUCUUCCAAAUCAAAUAGCGAAAGUUGUAGCGAAGAAAAGACUGCUUCUAUUGCUGAAUCGAAAAAUAGCGAUACGGAUAAGGGUGGAUCGUCUGCAUCCGAAUCAAUUACUUUUUCUGAAUCUGAUCAAAAAACAAGCCUAUCAAUAGAGGAUAGAUUGGCACGUGUUGCAACUUCGACAACUCCAUCUCCUCCUGCUCCUAUUCUUUCAGCUUUCGUAAGCGAAUCGAAAUCUCCAUCAGAAAUGAUGCGGAAUUCAACUUCCCCUUCAUCAUCUACAACUACCAGCAGUCCGUCUUUACGAUCUGCGAUUAACGAUUCUAAUUUGUCGAUUGUAUUGUCGGAGAAUCAGCCUUCACUCAAAGCUCACUCUGUAGAAAAAGAAUUUACAACGACAACAGCUUCCUUAGAGCCAUCAGCUCGUUUCAGUAAAUCUGUCAACCUACAACGAUCAACAUCAGCACCAGUUCCAUGGAUGCCUCUAUAUCGUAGUUCGGCAAUCAAAGGUCCACUACAUCCGGCUUUUGCGCAUUUCCAAGCUGCUGUACGACAGGCUGCUAUCAGCACUAUGAAUAGAAUUCAGCCAGUAACGAACGCUUGUUCAUUGCAGACUGGCCAACCAUCUUUGUCAAGGGGAUUGCUUGCAACACCACCAAUGGAACCAAAUAUGCCAAAUGAAAGUGAAGCUGAACGACGAAGUAGAGCAAAACGACAAAGAGACUCUCGCAGAUCGACGCAAGGAGUAACUCGAGAACAGUUGCGCGUUGCCACAGCUCUAACUGUUCGACAUGAUGACAAGGAGAGAGAGCGGGAGAAUGAAAUGCAGAGGGAUGGGAAAAAUUUUUCUUCUCCUUCGUUGGAUUCCACUUCACUGCAUGAAAUCGAAAAAAGAACUGGGGAAGAAAGGAAGGACUUUGAUGCAAAAACGUACGCUCAAUCGCUUUCUGCUGUUCGUCGUCGGUCGCAAGCUCCAAGGACUACACGGCGCGUAACAGGUCCAGUCCGAAUUGACGAUCUUCAGAGCGAAGAGACAUCGGAUGAUUCAGUCCAGAAAAGUGGUGGUGACUCGUCUUCAACCAACACAGUCACAUCAUCCUCUUCCAGUGUCGAUCGCUCAAUUCCUGCCACUGCUACUACUUCUUACAGUUUUAGAGACAAUGCUCUUACAGCUAUUGCUUAUACUCAGGCUGCUCUUACCAGUAAAGUAAGGACCACCCAAACUAAUUCUAUACAUAUCGGUGGAAGUACAGCUACCACAGCUUCAUUUCAAAUGCUCAAUAGCAAAUCGAAAUGUCAGGAGACAGUUUUGGAUUACAAAACAUUGUAUGAAAAGGAAAAACAGGAAACAGAAAGAUUACGGCGCCGAAUUGAAGAGCUAUCAUUAGAGAAAUCGAAUUCAGCAAACAACAUUUCAUUAUUGAAAUGUAAUGUUGGAGGACGGCUUAAACCACUACCAUCGCUUAAUAAGUCUUUAUCAUCAACACCAAUGAACGAUCGUGAACGACAUAAUUAUGAACAACAAAUUGCCGAAAUGCAAUAUGAAAUUGAGCAGUUGGAACACCUACGCACGGACAACCAAAAAUUAAAGGAAGAGAAUGGAGCACUAAUACGCGUAAUAUCAAAGCUCUCGAAAUGA